This is a messenger RNA of Neogale vison (American mink), 1337 nucleotides long. It is a transcript of the gene ACBD6, whose product is annotated as acyl-CoA binding domain containing 6. Gene Ontology annotation, molecular function: fatty-acyl-CoA binding; protein binding. The transcript has 8 exons. Lineage: Eukaryota; Metazoa; Chordata; Mammalia; Carnivora; Mustelidae. The record is from RefSeq and is a predicted model, not a curated record. The coding region runs from base 356 to 1204 and encodes 282 amino acids.
GCGCCGCCAGCCGCUCUCCCUUCCGGAUCUGUCGGCUGCGCAUCCCCGAGGACCGACCCCCGACCCACCGACUCGCGGGUGGAGGAACCUGGGUCGGGCCCGAGCGCUCUGUUAGCCAGAGGCAGGCGGAGGAGACCGGCUCGGCCGGGGGCGAGCUGCCGCGGGUGCCCUGCGCGCCCGGGAGAGAGGUGGGAGGGAGGCACAGUUAGGCGAGGCCGCGCCGAGUAAGUGAGCUUGGGUCCGACUCGAGGUCGGGCUCCCGACCGAGACUGGUGGGCCAGGCCCAGGAGCCGGCGGUACCCUCGCUCCGAGGAGCACUGAGCGGACACUAGAGGGACGGACCGAGCGAGGACACAUGGCCUCGCCAUUCCUGCCCGCGGGGGCUACCACGGGCGACAGCGGCGGAGAGCUGAGCUCGGGGGACGACUCCGGUGAUGUGGAAUCCCUCCAGAGUCCCGAGACCGAGGCGUCCGGGAGUCUGACAGAGCUCUUUGAGAAGGCUGCAGCGCACCUCCAAGGCCUGGUGCAGGUGGCCAGCAGGGAGCAGCUCUUGUACCUGUAUGCCAGGUACAAGCAGGUCAAAGUUGGAAAUUGCAAUACUCCUAAACCAAGCUUCUUUGAUUUUGAAGGAAAGCAAAAAUGGGAAGCAUGGAAAGCACUUGGUGAUUCAAGCCCCAGUCAAGCAAUGCGGGAGUAUAUUGCAGUAGUUAAGAAAUUAGAUCCAGGUUGGAAUCCUCAGUCACCAGAGAAGAAAGGAAAAGAAGCAAAUACUGGUUUUGGUGGGCCUGUUGUUAGUUCUCUGUAUCAUGAAGAAAUCAUCAGGGAAGAAGACAAAAACAUAUUUGAUUACUGCAGGGAAAACAACAUUGACCAUGUAACCAAAGUCAUCAAAUCGAAAAAUGUGGAUGUGAAUAUGAAAGAUGAAGAGGGCAGAGCUCUACUCCAUUGGGCAUGUGAUCGAGGACAUAAAGAACUAGUUACAGUCCUGCUACAGUAUAGAGCUGAUAUUAACUGUCAGGAUAAUGAAGGUCAAACAGCUUUACAUUACGCUGCGGCCUGUGAGUUUUUGGACAUUGUGGAGCUGCUGCUCCAGUCCGGCGCCGACCCCACCCUCCGAGACCAGGACGGCUGCCUGCCAGAAGAGGUGACAGGUUGCAAAGCUGUAUCUUUGGUGUUGCAGCAGCACACGACUGGCAAGGCUUAAUCAAAGACUGGAAAACCACAGUCUGUAACAUCAGAGAGCUUCAGUGAUGAAAGAAAACUGCAAAAAAUAAUACUUCUUUUACCACCAUCUUUGGUAUACAUUGGCUAAUAAAAUCAGUUCUGAGGAACUAGGA